Messenger RNA from Papilio machaon (common yellow swallowtail), 1778 nucleotides. It is a transcript of the gene mAChR-C, whose product is annotated as D(3) dopamine receptor. The transcript is spliced from 5 exons. The record is from RefSeq and is a predicted model, not a curated record. Lineage: Eukaryota; Metazoa; Arthropoda; Insecta; Lepidoptera; Papilionidae. Gene Ontology annotation, cellular component: membrane. Gene Ontology annotation, biological process: G protein-coupled receptor signaling pathway. The coding region runs from base 386 to 1594 and encodes 402 amino acids. Gene Ontology annotation, molecular function: G protein-coupled receptor activity.
ACUGAUCGGACGUUUCUCACAAAACAAUCCUAAUGCUCACUAAAACACUCGGAAAACUUCGCGUAUGUAACACGUCAUUGUGAGUGGUAAACUGAAGUUAAAAUAUACGUGAAAUAAUAUAAUGUAGUGCGAAUGUUGUACUAAACAUUUUGGCGGGAAACGCACCGGCAACGCGUUCCUGACGUGAAUGGUAUCGUCGCAGAGGCGGCGCAACGCUCGAGGGUGAGGAGGAAAAUGUGCGCGAAGCGAGUGCGGCAAAGGACCAUAGUUUGUUGUGCGGACACAACGUGUGCGGUGGUCGGUUGUGAGACGAUGUGUGCGUAACUCGAGCACGACGUCGAACGAUUCCGAGUGGGGGAGGCUGGCGAUCGCGGCCAGCGAUGGGAUGGACUUUGUGGUGGGCAAUGACAGCGUGCCGACGGACGCGGCGGCGCAGCAGGCCGCGGAUCUCUACAACUACUGGGCGUGGAGCAUCAUGGACGGCACGCUGAUGCUGCUCAUCGUGAGCGGCAACACCCUGACCAUCCUCGCUGUCACCCUCAGCCGCCGCCUCUCCUCGCUCGUCUCCAACCAGUUCGUACUCAACCUGGCCAUCUCUGACCUCAUGGUGGGCCUCACGCUGCCCUACCACCUCGUCUUCUACAUCGAUGACGACUUCGGCAAAGUCAAGUGGUCCUGCCUCAUGAGAUUCAUCCUCAUCAUACUUGCGUGUCUCGCAUCCAUUUACAACAUCAUAGCGAUCGCCGUCGACAGGUACAUAGCGAUCGUGCACCCGCUGCACUACAGUCGCUACAUGACGAAGGUGGUGACGCGGCUUCUGAUGAGCGCAACGUGGUCGGUUGCGCUCUGCAUCUCCUGCAUACCCAUGUUCUGGAACGACUGGCACGACGGUAUCGCCUGCGAAAUGAACCUGGUGGUGCCUAAAUCGUACACGACGAGCAUCCUGGCGCCGAUGUUCUCGCUCAUCUGGAUGGUGAUGUUCGUGCUGUACUGGCGCAUCUGGCGAGAGGCUACUUGCCACGCACGCCGCCUGCGCGCUACCUCAUGUUGCCCCGCCGGCGCCAACGAUUGGAAGAGUAUACAGGUCGUGCUUUUAGUCCUGGGCUCCUUUUCGAUCUGCUGGAUGCCGUUUGUGGUGGUUUCGUGCGCCCAGACGUUGCCCAUCAUUCCGCUGCACAACCCGAUAGUGUACCGGCUGACGUCAUCGCUCGCCAUGUCCAACUCUGGCAUCAACCCUCUGAUAUACGCGUGGAAGAAUGCCGGCUUUCGGGCCGCCUUCGCGAAACUGCUGCGGUGCAAGCGGCCCGACACCUCUGAAUACCGAGGAUCGCCUGCGCCCGAGAGGAAAAGGUGCUCCGUGGCGCUCCGAGAGGGUUCCAUAACGAGGUCGAGUGCCCCCGCUGUGCUGGGCGACUUCGGCGGAACCCCGGCGCGGCUGCUAUACGCCGAGCACGAGCCGGACACGGCGCGGUGCCGCAUCAUAGAAAACGUGGGGUACGUGGACUCGGACGGGGGCGACACCAACCCCUCGUACGCGCCCGACGGGCCGACGCCGGUGCACCGGCCGGCCGACGGACCUCCGGAUGCGGUCUAGUGUGUAACUUUAAACGUUUAUCGAACGUUCAGUGGGAAACGCAAAACGCUUCUAGAUUUUAAAGUUGUUAGCGAGUGUAGGUACCGCACUUCGCACUCGCAUCCGGUAUCUAACUGUUCAAGUCUACGCUCAAAUUUAUGAAAGCUUUAUUGUUGAAUAUUUAUUGACAGAUUUUAAUAAGUUC